Hypanus sabinus (Atlantic stingray) is the source of this 5538-nucleotide messenger RNA. RefSeq names its product recombination signal binding protein for immunoglobulin kappa J region-like (gene rbpjl). Lineage: Eukaryota; Metazoa; Chordata; Chondrichthyes; Myliobatiformes; Dasyatidae. Gene Ontology annotation, biological process: regulation of transcription by RNA polymerase II. The record is from RefSeq and is a predicted model, not a curated record. The coding region runs from base 750 to 2396 and encodes 548 amino acids. The transcript is spliced from 13 exons. Gene Ontology annotation, cellular component: nucleus. Gene Ontology annotation, molecular function: RNA polymerase II cis-regulatory region sequence-specific DNA binding; DNA-binding transcription activator activity, RNA polymerase II-specific.
UUCGCCACCACCCCGCCCUCUUCCCCCAGUUCUCAAUGUCUCUCUCUCUCUCUCUCUCACACACACACACACACCACCCUUCCUUUAUCCUUUUACCCUCUUUAUCCUUGCCCCGCCUCUUCCUUUCCUAUUCCUCUUCUCCUCACUCUCACUCUCCCCACCCUCCAUGUCACCCCUUUCUUGCCCCUGUAAGUUUCCCCAUCUCUUCAUCUCUGAGUUCCCCCCUCUCCCUUCAUGUCUCUGUAAGGUCUCCCCACUUUCCCCAUGUCUUUGCAAAUCCCCCCCCCUCCAUUUUUGUUCCCCCCUCCUCUCCCUGUUUUUCCAUCCCCACUUUCUUCACACCGCUGUAAGUCCCCACCCUCAGUUCUCCCCACUCUCUCCCCCUUUCUCUCUAUAUGUACCCCUGCCUCUGGUGCCCCCACGACCCCGCCUCUCGCACCCUGGCCUCGCUGGGUCCGGGUCCCUCUCCCUCAGUCACGGCCCGUCCCCCUGUUGUUUGUUGACGGCGCGGGGCAGGGCGUGAGAACAGGCGGCGAGAGGCGCAGGUGGAACCAGGGUGAAAAGCAAACAGCAGCCGCAGUCGGCACAGAGCGAGAGGGAGCCGACACCAUGUCGCGGGAUCUGCCGCUCUCCGCGCACCACGGCCGGGCACUCCGCAGCCCAGGUUGUCCCCUUCCAAGGGCACUCCUGAACUCCUUGAAGCCUCUCCCUCUCAAGUUCUCUUGCUCAGGAGUAAAUGGCGAGUAGAAAUGAAGACGAAGGAGAGAACUACCAGUGAAAGACCUGGCACAAGUGAGUGUGCGGAUGAACGCGGCGCAGAAGCUGAGGGUCUCCCCGGGCUGUGCUGCUCUCUGAGCGGAGCUGAGACUCACCUGGUCCUUCAGGAGGGUCCCGGGGCGCGGCGGGUUGCAGUGGACCCGCACGGGCAGGCGGAGAACGGCCGCGGCUUCGCCCGGACAACUUCGCUAAACAGGUCUGGCACAGAUCGUCCCAGUGUGGCCCGUGAUGUUAUACGCCAGUAUCUACGGCAGCAGCCCGACCAGACCGUGCUCAUUCUGCACGCCAAGGUCGCUCAGAAAUCGUAUGGGAAUGAAAAGAGGUUUUUCUGUCCCCCGCCAUCUGUAUACCUGACUGGCCCAGGAUGGAGAAUCAAACAUGAACGGCUGAAAUCUUGCGGUCUUGGCGAAUCGAGCUGCAGACUCUGUGGCUACAUGGGCCUGGAUAAUAUGCUGACCAGCCAAGGAGAUGCACUGAAGGUCAACUUUGAAGAACUGCCAGACUCACAGGUAACAAUGACAAAGUUUGGCUGUGCCAAAGCGUUGUACAUUUCUGAUGCCGACAAGCGUAAGCACUUUCGAAUAGUUUUACGGCUUUUUCUCGGCAGUGGACAGGAGGUUGGGACCUUCUAUAGCAAAUUGAUCAAAGUCAUUUCGAAGCCUUCCCAGAAAAAGCAGUCCAUUAAAAACGCUGAGCUAUGUAUUUUGUCGGACUCCAAGGUGGCCUUGUUUAAUCGCCUGCGUUCUCAGACUGUCAGUACACGGUACUUGUGUGUGGAUGGAGGAGAGUUCAUCGCCAGUGCACGGCAGUGGGGAGCGUUUACUCUCCACUUGGACACUGACUCCAGCCAGAAGGGUGAUUUCUAUCCCCAUGAUGGAUACAUCCGAUAUGGAACAGCAGUCAAAUUAAUCUGCACCACUUCCGGAGUCUGCCUCCCAAGCAUGAUCAUUCGGAAGGUGUAUAAGCAGUACGCAGUGCUGGAUGUCGAUGAGCCUGUUUCUCAACUCCACAAGUGCGCCUUCCACAUCAAGGGAACCAACAGAAUGUACCUGUGCCUCUCCAACGAGAAGAUCAUACAGUUCCAGGCGAUCCCUUGCUCCAAGGAAGCCAAUAAGGAAGUGUUGACUGAUGGGGCCUGUUGGACAAUUAUUGGUACCGAGGCUGUGGAGUACACAUUCAGUGAGAGCCUCACUCACCUGCACUCUCCUGUCACUCCUGUUCCUGUUAUCAGCAGUCUUGAGCUGAAUGGAGGAGGUGACGUGGCAACGUUAGAACUCCAAGGAGAGAGCUUCAGCCCCGACCUGAAAGUGUGGUUUGGUGACGUGGAGGCUGAGACAAUGUACAGAAACCCCAAGUCCCUCCUGUGUGUGGUGCCCGAUAUCAGUUCGUACAGCAGCGAGUGGCGUUGGCUUCGUCAGCCCAUCACGGCACCCCUCUUCCUGAUGAGGAGUGACGGACUCAUCUUCUCCAGUGUCUUCUCCUUCACCUACACCCCUGAGCAGAGCUGCUUUACUGGCCAGAGGGUGGUGCGGGAGAUCCCCGAAGACUCUGACAACUUCCUCAACACUAUCCAUCAGGAGUUCACUCGCACCAACUUCCACCUCUUCAUGCAGAGCUAAGAGGGGAAAAGCCAAGGUCUCCUUCCAUCGUAUGGUAUCCUGGGUCAAGCUAAUGUCCUGUAUCUGUCACUCUGAGUUUCUUGACUUGUAUCGGUCCCUAGUCAGACAACACAUUCUUAAAGUUAGAUUCACAGAACACUAUAGUACAGACACAGGCCCCUAGUCCAUGCCAAACUGUUAUUCUGUCCAUUCCCAUUGACCUCUACCUGGACCGUAGCCCUCCAUGCCCCUCAUAUCCAUGUACCUAUCCAAACUUCUCUUAAAUGUUGCAAUCAAACCUGGAUCCACACUUGUGCUGGCAGCUCAUUCCACACUCUCACCACCCUCUGCGUGAGGAAAUUCCCCCUCAGGUUCUCUUAAACAUUUCACCUUUCACCCUUAACCUAUGACCGCCAGUUCUAAUCUCACCCAAUCUCAUUGGGAAUAGCCUGUUUGUUUGAUAGGGAAAACCCUAUCUAUACGCCUCAUAAUUUUGUGUCAUCAUCAAGUGCCAUGUUGUAUGACAUGGACAAACAUGACUGUUCUUGGCAAAUUUUUCUGCAGAAGUGGUUUGCCAUUGCCUUCUUUUGGGCAGUGUCUUUACAAAACAGGUGACCCCAGGCGUUAUCAAUACUCGUCAGAGAUUGUCUGCCUGGUGUCAGUGGUCGUAUAACUAGGACUUGUGAUAUGCACCAGCUGCUCAUAUAACCAGCUGCUCCCAUGGCUUCACGUGACCCUGAUCAGGGGGAUUAGCAGGUGCUACACCUUGCUCAAGGGUGACCUGUAGGCCAGCGGAGGGAAGGAGUGCCUUACACCACCUUUGGUAGAGAUGUAUCUCCACCCCACCACCCAAUAAUUUAGUGUACCUCUGUCAAAUCUCCCCUCAUUUUCCUGUGCUCCAGGCAAUAAAGUCUUAACCUAUUCAACCUUUCCCUAUAACUCAGGACCGCAGGUCCAAGCAAUGUUCUUGUAAGUUUUCUCUGAAUUCUUUCAAUACUAUUAGAAUCUUUCCUGUAGCUAGGUGACCAGAAAUGCACACAGCUUAGCUUUAUGUUUAAAUUUUAUCCAUACUACCAACCCCAAACCCUCAAAUGCACCCCCACCCCACCAAGGGCCAGCGCCUCAAUUCCUUCCUUAUGUCCGGAAACACAUUGAGCCUGAACAGUCUGCAGGUCUCUGUUCUCCCCUAUUCUCACAUCUACGCACCUUUCAGAGAUCCUCUUCAAUGUUCAAAGUAAAUUUGUUAUCCAAGUACUGUACAUACAUGUCACCACUUACAACCCAUUGUCUUGCAGGCAUACACUGUGAAUCCAAGAACCAUCAUGUAAUCAAUGAAAGACCAUGCCCAAUGGCACAGACAAACGGCCAAUGUGCAAAGGACAAUGAACUGUGCAAAUACAAAAAGAAAAAAAAAUUAUAAUUAUAAAUAAGCAAUAAAUAUUGGGAACAUUGGAUGAAGAGUCAUUGAAAGUGAGUCCAUAGCUCGUGGGAACAGUUAAGUGAGGGGGCAAGUGAAGUUGAGUGACGUUAUCCCCUUUUGUUCAGGGGCCUGAUGGUAGAGGGGUGAUAACUGUUCCUGAAGUGUGAGUCCUGAGGCUCCUGUACCUUUUCCCUGAGAGCUGCAGCAAGAAGAGAGCCUGGGCUGGGUGAUGAGGGUCUCCAAUGAUGGAGUGACAACACUCCGUGUAGAUGUGCUCUAUUGUGGGGAGGACUUGACCCUCUUCUGGCACCCCUACCUGACCCCCCCUCCCAACUCCCCUCCCACCCCCCUCUUUUUUCUGUGUUUUGGCAUUAAUUCUUGGUGACAGAACAGCUUGAAAUGUUUUGUCCUUAAAGGGUCUGUAAACCGUACUGUAACUUGAUAAUUGGGGAUCCCCAACAUUCAAUCACAUUCCCUAUAACACAGAAGAAUCCAUACACUACAGACCCUGCUGGCAGGUGGAAUGGGAGGAGGGGAAAGAAAGAAACGAUUUGGGGGCUGGGGAUGCGUGGGUGUAGGGGGAAGAGGGCAAGUCAGAGGGACAAGAAAAAAUUAAUAGCGGCCGGAGCAGGUUGACUGAAAUGGAAUGAUGCCCCAAUCACCUAUGUGUGAUCAAUUUUUAAUCCUAUACAUUUACAGCCUCACAAGGCGCUGGAGGAACUCAGCUAGUCAGGCAGCGUCUAUGGUGGGGAAUAAAAAAGUCAACGGUUCAGGGCGAGACCCUGUAUCAGGACUAGAAAGGAAGGGGACAGAAGCCAGAAUAAGAAACUUAGGGGAGGCGGAGGGGGCACAACCUGGCAGGUGAUGGGUGAGACCAGGUGAGGGAGAAGGCAUGUGGGUGGAGGAGGGGGGUGAAUUGAGAAGCUGGAAGAUGAUAGGUGGAGACAGUUGUAGGGCUGGGGAAGAAGGAAUCUGAUAGGAGUAGACUAUGGGAGAAAGGGAAGAAAGUGGAGAAGAAAAGGGAGAUAGCGAGCAUGUGAAGAGAAGGGGGGGAACAAGAGGAGAUAAUGAGUGUGUGAGGAGAUGAGAAGGGGUGGGAGGGGGUGAACUUACUGGAAGUUAGGGAAAUUGAUGUUCAUCCCAUCAGGUUGGAGUCUGCCAAGACAGAAUAUGUGGUGUUGUUCCUCCAAUCUGAGUGUGGCCUCAUUGCAACAGUAGAGGAGGCCGUGGACAGACAUGGAAUGGGAAUAGGUAGUCAAAUUGAAACGGGCGGCCACAGGGAAAUCCUGCUUUUGUAGCGGACAGUGAAUGUGCUCAACAAAGCAGUCCCCCAAUCUGCUUCAGGUUCCACCGAUGGAAAGUGAAUACAAUAGAUGACCCCAACAGACUUACAGGUGAAGAGUCACUUUACCAAGAGGGACCGUUUUUGUGUCUUUGCAUCCAGUUCCCUCAGGGUGGCCCUCUAUUUACCCUCCCCCUCAGUCUGUAAAGCUGGAACAGGAACAAUAUCAGGGCUGAUAUCUUCAACACAGGAGCAUUCAGCAGUGGAAAGCGGUGGUAUUGGAAUGUGCGUGUGUAGAACGCGGCUCCUCCUUCCCCAGCAGAGCCACCAGCUGUCAUUAAGUGCAAAUCAUACCUGGAAAAAUCAAUGGGAAAAAAAUCAUCUUUCGUUCUGUGGGAUGUGCGUGAUUGCUGAGAUUUUUCUGUACGUUGAUGUCAAAGAAUAAACCUGGUGUUUAUUGC